GUUAUCGGGGCGGAUACGGGGCGGGGAUCUCUGAAUCCGUCCCCAGCCCGUCACCGCAAUCCACGGGCCGCGGGUAUGCCCGACACCGGCAGCCAGCCCGUUUUUGCGGGUUUAAGCCCAACACUGGCGGGCGGGCCCUAGCGGAUGCCCAUGGCCCGCGGGCCCAUUGCCAUCCCUACAAGUUAUCCAUAUAUAAAACACCAUUCUUAAAAAUUCAAGCAAAUCACAAAUUAACCAUACAAAUUGUUCAACACCAAUCUAGAAAACUCAAGAAAAUUGAAACAAAUCACAAAUUAUUCAUAAACAACAUGAUUAAUUGAAAACUUAUUCCUCCUUGUCAAUUAAGCUUCUUCAAUCUCCACUCUAUAUUAUCAACUUCAUUUUACACAUUUGAAAGAAAAAAAUUAGACAUGUCUCCACAAACAUAAAGAAGAUUAGUUGUUUAGAAUAUUAAAUAUAUCUGUAAAAUUAAUUAUAUGGGUGUGGGCAGGUACCCAUGGGACGGGUUUACGUAAACCAAACCCAACCUAAAUCGGUGAAUAUUGAACUGGUUUAAACCCAAACUCGGUCCAAAACGUGUCAACACGAGUUUUACGCGUUGACCGGGUUGGGUCGGAUAGGGUACCCGUGAGUUCGGGUUUUGUUGCCAUCCCUAUUUGCCACCUCUACCGACGGCGCUGCAAUUUGUACAUUGAUGGGAGGCGGGCCAAAAAUUAGGGGCAGAUGUUUCGUCGACAUCGGAUGCUCUUGGAGCUGGUUUAUGUUUGCCAUGGAUUGAGUUUGAACCGGCUCUCUCAAGGGUUUUCUGGGGACCACUACAUGCAGCGAGUAUCUCAUCGCUCCAGCCAAAAAUGGGUGCGGCUUCCGUUGCCAUUUUUUGGGGUGCGGGAAUUUCAGACCGAGCGCUUCAGUUUCCAUUCUUGCUACUCCUCUAUCCUCCGUUACUUCAUCUCCCGCCGGCUGCACACGAGACGGAGCGGGAAAGUCAGAAGCCCAAUUGGCGGCCAGAACUCUUGUGUAGAUCUGUGGACUUUAAUUGAGGGUUUAGGACAAUGUCUUCUUUGGUUAGGGUAUACAAUUGAAAUAAAAUGGAGGGGUAAAUAUGUCAAUUUGUUACGUUUUAGGACAAUAAUAUUUGAAUUUUAAGGCGACGAAUAGCAAUUCAGUAUAAUACGUAUAAGCUAUAACCCAAAAAAUUAUUGGUCGGCUGGUUUGCGUUCUAUAAGCCCACUCAUCACAAACGGUGCGCAGGCCCAGUAAUGCUUUUUCCUCUUCUCCAGUUGUUUGGUUCGGCUGAGCAGGAAGAAACGUACGCACACAGGCAAAGGCGGAAGGAAGGCUUCCUAAAACCUAGCAGGCAGCGGCAGGCUAAGUUUACGUUCCAUCCAGCAGCUGCCUUCGUCUCGUGUAGUGCUAAUUUCAAACCGCGAAACCGGGCCGAAACAUAUUGAAGAGAAUGAAGAAUCGGAGAGACCAAACUCGCCGCAGUGGCGGUGAUAAAGAUGCCGGUGCCGACGCUGACGCCGAUUCAGAGUCCCAUGUACUGAGCUUCAAGCAGAUUAUGAAAGAUGUCACCCUUUUCGGUGCAUUUACAUGGAAAGAAAGGAAGCAAAUGGAGAACCAGAAGGCAGUUGAACUUGGUGGGAAGCCUGCAAAGAAGCAAAGGCUUCCUUUAAGCGUGGCUCGAGUACAAAUGAAGAAUCAGAAAGAAAGAGAACAAAAAUUGCUCCAAGAGGAGAUGGCUCUCGGCAGGUUCAGUGGUAAGCGUGGUGGUGGUGCUCGUACUUUUGGAGGGAAGCGAAAACAAGAGAGCAGGGUACUUAGAUCCACAGAAGGGUUUUUCAAGAACGGUGUGUUGGAUGUGAAGCAUUUGGUGAAGUCAGGCGGUCUAUCUGAAAGCCGCAUCCCGGACUCUUCUAUGAUGGAUAGAGAGAGGAAACAAAAGAAUGGAGGUGGUGGAGGAAAGAAGAAGCACGGGAAGAAGAAGGGUAAGGGUAGAAAGAAACACUGACACAGCUAGCUAGUGUGGCACAAGCACAGUUUUGAGAACCAAUAUUGAGGAUCUCUGUCUCAUAAACACUUUCACUAAUUUGAAUAAUGCCUUCGUAGAAAUAUCUUGGAGAGUUGGGACUAGUAAUGAAACCUGCUUUCAUCUAUUAAUUCUAGUUGUUUGCUAGUAACGAAACCUCGGUUGUAACCUGUCUUCCAUUACCUUCUAGUAAGUUAGUGUGGAAUGAAGCUCGAUAUUAAUUUGCAGUAGCCAAUAUGGCAGUAGAAUCUUGGUGCUUAGCCGGCCAUACCAGAAUAUGAAACCAAGUGUAUGAAUCAGAUUCAGGAGUGGGAGGAUCUUUUCACAUUCUAAAUUUCUAAUUACAAAUAGACUCAGCCCAGUUCUAAUGUUGCAAACUGUAAUUUUAGCCAAGUAUGGGAACAGUUUCGAGGUGCCAUCUUUGGAGGCUUAUUAGAACUGUUUGAGGGACAUUCGAAGGCAGCUAUCAGUUGGAAUUGAAAGUCCAUGUCUUGCUGAAGAGUGUGAAGGAAUUGGUUGAGCUCGACUCAAUUUGGAGGACUUCGAACAAAGAGCCUGAAGUUGGUAUGGAAGUAGUUCUUGUUACAUGCACAGGAAGCUAGCUACUUAGGUAGCAAGCAACUGAGUUGGAAGCUAAGUUUGGGAAGGGGUUUUUAUAGUAAGUUUAGUGUUGUUUUCCUUAUUAGUAUUGUAGAUGUUUUUCCUACAAGGGUUUUUGAGUUAGUUUUGUGUCCUUUCAUGAUGAAUGGACGGCCGACUGGUUACUUUCAAGAAUUUCGAGGCCCGAGACAAGGAGAUCUACUAUCACCCCUUAUGUUUGCUCUAUCCACAGAGGGCUUUGCUUUUAUAAUUCACUAAUCUUUGGAAAGCCACUCCCUUACAUGGUUGUGCAUAAGCCUCCGAUGUUCGGUGAUUUCACAUAUGUUUUUUUGCGAAUGACUCGUAGCUCUUCCUUCAUGCUUCUCCUAAGGAAUGUGAAGCUCUCGGGGAAUUUUUAGGACUUUACGAGAUGUGCAGUGGACAAAAUGUCAACUUGAAUAAGUCAGCAAUGUGCUUUAGCAAGAAUGUAAUCUCAGUUGAGGGCAUUGAGAUGCCUUGUAUUUUGGGGUUAGGUGCGAUCGGAGUCACUGAUCCAUAUUUGGAGUUCCUUCCUUGGUGGGGAGAUCAAAUUUGGAAACAUUUAGGUAUAUUGAGGAGCGGUUACUAAGUAAACUUAAGGGCGGGAAGCAACAACGUCUGUCUUUGACGGGUAAGGAGGUACUCAUCAAAUCAGAAGUUAAUGCUUUGCCGGUGUAUAUUAUCAUUAUGUCUUGCUUUCUAGUGUCACUAUUGCUAUGCCGAACAAUGAAAAGACAUUUGUCAAAGUUUUGGUGCGGUGUGUAGCACGGGAAAGGAGAAUACACUGGGUUGCAUGAAAAGCUCUUUGUAUGAGUAAGCAGAAGGGGGGAAUGAGGUUCCGUCAUUUUUAAGAAUUCAACCAGACCCUUCUGGCAAAAGUUUCCUGGCGCAUUUGGAAGGAACCCGAGUCUUUGGUGGCUCGACUUUUGAAAGGAAAAUAUUUCCCUAACUAAUCAUUGUUAUAGGAAAAUUCUGACUCAUUGUUCCUUGGGGUUGGCAUGGUAUCUCGCAUGGUCGAGAUUUACUAGCGAUAGGGUUUGUGUUGGCAUGUGGGCUCUGGUGCGAUGGUGGAUGUACUUAGAGAUAACUGGGUCCAGGCUUCGCAUCCUCAUCCUCCCCAUGCUUGUCUAGGUAUUGUGGGGGUGCAAGGGUCGGUUGCCACUUUGAUUCGGCCACUGCAAGGAUGUUGGCGUCUGGACAGUCUCUACCAAAGUUUUGAGGAAAAUACAGUGUGGUUGAUUGCUGCCAUUCCCCUGCCAAUUAGCCCAGUUCAUAAUCAGAUCAUCCGGGUUGGUGAGACUACAGGAGCUUAAUUGAUAAAAUUUGGUAUCAUCU
Molecule: messenger RNA, 3982 nt
Organism: Linum trigynum
Lineage: Eukaryota; Viridiplantae; Streptophyta; Magnoliopsida; Malpighiales; Linaceae
Source: the annotation of a GenBank genome assembly